CAGGGAGGGGGCGCUGGGAGGGGGCGCGGGGCGGCACCGGGACUGCGGGCCCCUCGGCGGGGGCGCCUGGGCGGGCGCAUGGCAGGCCCGGUGCCGUGAUCCCGGAGGCGAGAGGAGCGCGCAGUUUGCACGAGUCCCGGGCCGAUGUCCCAGGUGAGCGGCCAGCACGCCCCUCGCUGCGACGCUCCCCAUGCAGCCCCCAGCGCAGCCCCUGGCCCAGCCCAGACCCCAUCGCCCCCGCCUGGGCUGGAGGCAGGAACAGGACCCACUGCCUCUGUGGAGGCGGUGCUAGAAGAGGGGUCCCUGGAGGAGGAGGCACCCCCCAUGCCUCAAGGCAAUGGCCCUGGGGCCCCCCAGGCCCUGGACAGCACUGACCUCCACGUCCCCACGGAAGCUGUGACACGCCAGCCACAGGGGAACCCCUUGGGCUGCACCCCACUACUGGCGAAUGGCUCCGGCCACCCCUUGGAGCUGGGCAGCGCCAGGCGGGCGGGGAACGGCGCCCUGGGUGGCCCCAAGGCCCACCGGAAGCUGCAGGCCCACCCAUCUCUCGCCAGCCAGGGCAGCAAGAAGAGCAAGGGCAGCACCAAGUCCGCCGCCUCCCAGAUCCCUCUGCAGGCACAGGAGGACUGCUGCGUGCACUGCAUCCUGUCCUGCCUGUUCUGCGAGUUCCUGACGCUGUGCAACAUCGUCCUGGACUGCGCCACGUGCGGCUCCUGCAGCUCCGAGGACUCGUGCCUCUGCUGCUGCUGCUGCGGCUCCGGCGAGUGCGCCGACUGCGACCUGCCCUGCGACCUGGACUGCGGCAUCCUGGACGCCUGCUGCGAGUCCGCCGACUGCCUGGAGAUCUGCAUGGAGUGCUGCGGGCUCUGCUUCUCCUCCUGACCGGCCCCCUCCCUCCUCCCUGCCCGCCAGGGGGCGCCCCGGGGACCUGGCGGCGGGGUUUGGGGGGACCGGCUGGGGACGGGGGCGCGGAACACUGUGAACGUCGGGGGAGGGCAGGGGCGCAGGGGGCGGGCUGUGCGCCCCUCUGCCCCUCCCUGCCCCCCGGCACCCGCCUCCCGCUGCGCCCAGGCUGAGAGCGCAGCAAAAUGUGAAAAGAGGCGCCCACCGCCCUCAGCCAGCCCUCCCUCCCCUUUCCUGGGCGGUGGGGUGGGGGUGGGGUGGGGUGGGGUGGGGUGACCCAUACAGUGACCCCAGCGUGCAGAGCUGGGCUCGGUCGGGGCGGGCGGGAGGGGGAGGGUAUAGGAAAGACUGGAAGGGGGGAGGGGAUGGAGGGAGGGUCUGUGCCAUGUGUCGCUGUAAAUAAAGGUAUUUGUCAUCUCC
Pipistrellus kuhlii (Kuhl's pipistrelle) is the source of this 1326-nucleotide messenger RNA. It is a transcript of the gene MDFI, whose product is annotated as MyoD family inhibitor. The record is from RefSeq and is a predicted model, not a curated record. Lineage: Eukaryota; Metazoa; Chordata; Mammalia; Chiroptera; Vespertilionidae. The transcript has 5 exons. The coding region runs from base 145 to 885 and encodes 246 amino acids.